UGUCCAGACAGGCAGGCACGGCCGACCUUUCACCUACUUCCCCUCUCAAGCUAACAGCUGCUGCGCUGCUAAACACAACAAACGGUCGGCGUUUACAAAAUACAGCACUGGUGAUAAAGCUUUGGAAAUGUGGAUGAGUACACUUGCACGUUUUGCUCGUCCCAUCUUUCAAAGGAGCCCCUCUCCAGUCCUUUGCAAAGCAAUGAAAGCUUGUCGUAGGAUGGAACUGCUUGCACCAAGUUUCUGCAUGACUCCAGUACAUAUUCGCAGACAUCAAACCCUUGGUUCUGCCCCCAUGCCUGUGGCUGCUCACUCAAUGAGACAUGUCCGUGCUCUGCAUGAGGAGAGGCUGAUGGCGGUGGAAUGGGAAGAUGGAGGCCAAAGCUUGUACCCGUUCACCUGGCUGAGAGACAACUGCCAGUGUUCACGCUGCACCCUGCAGUCAGCUGAGGCCCGUUUGCUGUUGAUGGCUGAUCUUGAUAUCCACAUAGGAAUGGAUUCUGUGGAGGUUACCAAAGAUGGAAAGGUUUCCAUUGCGUGGCCCGACCAGCACACGAGUGUGUUUGAUGCAGAGUGGCUGAAGAAACGCUGUUUUUCUGAUGCUGCCAGACAAGCAAUGCAGGAGGAGCUGUUCCUCAAUGAGCGUUACUAUUGGGAUGCGACGCUGCGGAUUCCCCAAGCUGACUUCCAGGAAGUUCUCCAUGACGACGGGGCUGCGCUUGCCUGGCUCAUGGCCCUGCGGCAAGUUGGUAUCGUGCACCUAAAGGGGGCGCCUGCAGAGCAAGGUCAAGUGGCCAGACUGGCUGAGAGGAUUGGAUAUCUCAGGCUGACGUUUUACGGGCAUACAUGGCAGGUUCAGGACAAAUCCAUGGCAAACAAUGUGGCGUACACUUCAGGGAAGCUGAGCCUGCAUACAGACUAUCCAGCUUUACACUUUGCACCUGGGGUGCAGUUCCUGCACUGCAUUAAGCAGGCAAAAGAAGGAGGGGAGAGCGAGGUGGUGGACGGCUUCCACAUGGCCAAGCAGCUGCAGCGAGAAGAUCCGGAGGCCUUCCGGACGCUCACCUCGCUCCGUGUGGACUUCACCGACACCGGGACCGACUACUGCGACUUCAUGCUGCAGUCCAAGAACCGGAUCAUCGAUGUUGACUCAGAGGGAAAAGUCACAAAAAUAAACUACAACAACGCCACCAGAGACUCUGUGCUGGACCUCCCCUUACAUCAGGUCCAACCCUUCUAUAGAGCCCUGAAGGCCUACGUGGACAUCAUGAACAGACCGGAAAACGUGGUCACCUACACCAUGAAGCCAGGUGACAUUGUGACCUUUGACAACUGGCGCCUGCUACACGGCAGGAAGAGCUACAUCAGCAGGCCAGACAGGCUGCGACACUUGGAGGGUGCCUACUUGGACUGGGACGAGGUGAUGUCUCGUCUCCGGAUUGUCCGCAGAAAUGUCCAUGGGGACACGCGAGCGUCGGACAAAAGGUCACAUUUACAUUGAAAGACCUAAAGUCUCUUCUAGAAUCUGAAACUUCUAUUAAAACUACACAUUGGUCUUAAAAAGUGCUGACAGAAUUAUGAUGUUAAAAUAUUAGGAAGCCUGAAACUUGUGCAACACAACAAUGCAACGAUGAAUGCUUUAUUUGUAAAUUUAAAAGCUGCAUUUGGAGCUUUUUUAAAAUUUUUUUAUUAAACCUAACUAUGUAGUAUUACACAUAAAAUACUAUAUGAAUGCUCUGAUUUAUUAUUUUUAAAUGUCAUUCCCUGUUCUGAUUAAAAUAUAUGGCCCAAAUAUUUUUUUAUUUGGGCCAACAAAUA
Poeciliopsis prolifica (blackstripe livebearer) is the source of this 1818-nucleotide messenger RNA. It is a transcript of the gene bbox1, whose product is annotated as butyrobetaine (gamma), 2-oxoglutarate dioxygenase (gamma-butyrobetaine hydroxylase) 1. Bases 128 to 1501 code for a protein of 457 amino acids. Gene Ontology annotation, molecular function: iron ion binding; gamma-butyrobetaine dioxygenase activity. Gene Ontology annotation, cellular component: mitochondrion. NCBI's taxonomy places the organism in Eukaryota, Metazoa, Chordata, Actinopteri, Cyprinodontiformes, Poeciliidae. Gene Ontology annotation, biological process: carnitine biosynthetic process. The transcript is spliced from 8 exons. The record is from RefSeq and is a predicted model, not a curated record.